Messenger RNA from Sitophilus oryzae (rice weevil), 1194 nucleotides. Its product is annotated as putative nuclease HARBI1. The record is from RefSeq and is a predicted model, not a curated record. Bases 1 to 1194 code for a protein of 397 amino acids. NCBI's taxonomy places the organism in Eukaryota, Metazoa, Arthropoda, Insecta, Coleoptera, Curculionidae. The transcript is spliced from 3 exons.
AUGGAUGACAAUGUUCUUUUUGAUGAUGAAAUUUUUGACAUAUCUUCAGAGAGUGAAGCUAGUGAUUCUAGUGAUGAUGAUGAAAAUUUAGAAUUAAUAUUAGACAUUGAUCUUCGCCAUAAAAACGCACAUUAUUUAGAUCAAACUAUCCCACAAUACAGCAAUGAGCUAUUUCUAGAUCACUUUCGAGUAAGCCGACAUGUCGCAAUGUCUAUAGCUGAUAAAUUUGCAAAUAGUAUUUAUUACUCAACAAAUCGUUCAGGCUGUUACGGAAAAUUGAGCGCUCAGGAUGUUAUUUACAUAUUUCUUUGGUUUGCUGGACAUCAAACUGCAAGUUAUCGAGAUGUAGGGGAUCGUUUUGAUGUGACAAUAAGCACAAUAUUUCGUAUUAUUAGACGAGUUACAUAUUUUUUGAGCAAUCUUUCUCCGGAAGUGAUAACGUGGCCAACCCAACUAGAAAAAGAGGACAUUGCAGCUCAUUUUAAUAGGAAGGGAUUUCCUGGAGUAAUUGGAGCUAUAGAUGGAUCGCAUAUAAAGAUUGAUAAACCUUCAGAUGACCCAGAUUCAUACAUGAAUAGAAAAAGUUUUUAUUCCAUUCAGAUUCAGACAGUCUGUGACCACAACUUACUAAUUCGGGAUAUCUUUGUUGGAUUUCCAGGGUCUGUACAUGAUAGCCGCGUGUUCCGAAAUUCAACAUUAUGUGCCACACUACAACAAAAAUGUGUCAACUUUCAUCUAUUGGGAGAUAGUGGAUAUCCUCUUUUAACCAAUUUACUAACACCAUUUAGGGAUCGUGGACAAUUGUCAAGAGCUCAGACUAACUACAAUGUUGCUUUGGCUACUAACAGAUAUAUAAUUGAACACUGCUUUGGGCUGCUUAAGCAGAAGUAUAGGCAGUUGUAUCAUGUUAAACUUAGAAAUGUACGUGAUAUAGUUCAUUUUAUUCGAGCGUGUUGUGUUUUGCAUAACUUAGCACUGAAAGAUGAUGUGCCUUUGAAUCAAAAUGAUAUUGGACACCAGAAUGAAGUUGUUUUGGGUGACCUUUGGGAUAAUAAUGAUGAGGAUCCUGAUGAGAUACCUGAUGAUAGAAAUGGUGUCCAAAAACGAAAUGAUAUUGUAAAUAUUUUAAAUAUAAGAUGUAUUCAUAUAAGGCAGAGCAAAAACGUUUGUAAUGGCUCAGGCAAGACUGUCUGA